Molecule: messenger RNA, 3840 nt
Organism: Leptopilina boulardi
Lineage: Eukaryota; Metazoa; Arthropoda; Insecta; Hymenoptera; Figitidae
Product: ras-related protein Rap-1
Exons: 4
Coding region: 328-1143 (271 amino acids)
Molecular function (GO): GTP binding; GTPase activity
Source: RefSeq, a predicted model, not a curated record
AAGGAGAACCGGACAGAGCUAGCUCGUCCGUUUUCCUGACUUGGUCGAAAACACCGGUUAGACACACGUUUAUUGAAAGACAGAAAGAGACAGAGACAGAGAGAGAUAAUAUCCACGGUUACAAAACACACACGCUAUCCAGAGAGAAACACUUGGCGUGAUUCCCAUUUUGGUCCAGGACUCUAACCACACAAAACUGUGACUAACAUAACGGCGCUCCGCCUCCAAUUAGGCCUGUCAACAUAAACUACCCCCUCUGUUUACAUCGCUACCUGUUGACCCCACAGGUUCUUCGCCCUCUCGCACAGGAAGCAAAACGUGUGGGUGAUGAAGGGUCACCCUAAAUUCAAGCGACGUUACAGUCUGCAACCUGCGUCCUUUAAAGAGGGACAGGAUAAUCCGCCAAAUAGAACUCCUAGACAUGAAAGGUUGUCAGAAGCCGAUAGUGGUAGAAAAGUAUCGGAGAGUAAGAUGAAACAUGAAAUAAUUGUAAUGGGAGCACCCAAAGUGGGAAAGUCAGCGAUAAUACAUCAAUUUCUAUUCAAUACAUUUACGACAAAAUACAAAAGUACAGUUGAAGAAAUGCAUCGUGCUAAAUUCGAUGUUAGUGGAAUUCAAUUAAUUCUUGACAUUCGUGAUACCUCGGGAACACAUGAAUUUCCAGUAAUGCUUGACAUGCGCAUACAAUCGGCUGAUGCAUUUGUUCUCGUUUACGAUGUCAAUGAUAAAAACACAUUUACCGAAUUAGUUGCACUUCGACAAAGAAUUAUUGACAAAAAAGGUGUUAAUGUACCUAUUGUUGUUGUCGGUAAUAAAAUUGAUUUAAGAGAAGAUGUUGAGCAGGUGGAAACUGAAGGCACAAGAGAAUUAGUGACUGUCGAAUGGAGCAAUGGAUUUGUGGAGGUAUCAGCGAAAGAUAAUUUAGAAAUAUCCACAGUUUUUAAGGAGCUACUAAGUCAAGCCAAAGUCAAGUAUAAUUUAAGUCCAGCACUUCAACGACGACGUCGACAGUCCCUUCCGCCUCCUCAACAUCUUAAUUCGAGGACCAGUAGCGCUCAAGUCCCAACAGCCGCACAAUUACAACAUUUACAAAAAAUUAGCGAACGAACGGAUUCAAAACGAAAUUCAUGUAUUCUAUCGUAAGAAAAGAAAAAGUUACCGCCCAUAAACACUAUAAAUUUUCUCUCUGAAUUUGAAUUUUUUUCACAAAAUCAUUAUUAAAUUUUUCUAUAUAUAUGCCAUUCCAAGAGUUUUCAAAGUCACAUUUCAGAAUAACCUCACCAUAAUUUAAAUGAACCCAAAUAGUACGUAAUAUUACCUUAAUAUCACUGUAAUAUUACAUAGAAAAUUCGUGAUAUUAAAGUAAUAUUGAGGUAAUAUUUUUAUUAUUUAUGUAAUAUUACAAUGUAAUACUAAUAAUAUGAAUAAUAUUAAUAAUUAUAAUAAAAUGAAAAUUACACUGAAACAACAAUUUUCUAAAGGUUACGAAAAAAAAAAACCAUUUGAGUAUAUCUGACGCACGGACGUUGAGAACCAAGGUGGGAGAAAGAGUUGAGCGAUUGGACGGUCACAUCUUGGAAAGGGUAAAAUUCUGAAAUUAUACCCCCACCAGAGGACAGAGACUAGGUCUUUUAUCCCUUUCCACACUAUUUCUCCCACCUAGAUUCUCAAUGUCCGUGCCUCAGAUAUAUUCAAAUGGUUAUUUUUUCGUAACCUUGGCUAAGCAGGUUUUCAAAAAUUUUCCUGUUUCAUUCAUUUAAAAUUUUCCUAAAAAAUUAUGUUGAAUAAAUAAAUAAAAUAAUAUUUUUUUUAUAUAUAUGGAUAAGUCGCACAGACAGGAGCCAAAGGUUAAGUUUCAUUAUGUUAAUACAAAUGUUAAAACUAUUGUAAAACUUUAAUUGAAAUCAAUAAACAAAUUCUAAUUAAAAAAAAAAUAAUUCGUAACUUUUAGAAAAUUGUUGUUUCAGUGUAAUUUUCAUUUUAUUAUAAUUAUUAAUAUUAUUCAUAUUAUUAUAGUCAAAUACAGUGUCAGGCUGUAGUUUUAUAUGUAUAUGAAUUUUCCAUUUUCACAUAGGAAAAGAACAAUUUUUAUUUUCUAUUUAAAAAAAGGGUGUCGCAAAUUUGUCAAUAAUUACGUACAUUUUCAUGUUUGUUUACAUUUGACGAGUUGCACCUGGACUUAAUUAAUUGGUUCGCAUGGGCGACUCUUUAACAUCAACAUUUAAUUACAGAGAAUUUUUGAACAAAGAUUUUUAUUUUUUUUUAUAAUAUAUAUAUGAAACUGUUUAUUUACAGUUAUUCAUACUUAACAAAAAAAAUAUUAAAUUACACUGUAAAAAAUCGCAAAGUUAUUUUACGUCGUAAUUUUGGUAAAAAGUGAUCAGAUUUAAAAAAUUCAAAAUGGCGGACCUAAUAUGGCGUCCAAAAAAUUUAAAAAUUGACUAGAUUUGCAUAAAAGUGGUUCCUUUAAGGUUUAUGGGGUCCCUAAAUCCAUAUUUGAGGUCAGAUUUAAAAAAUUCAAAAUGGCGGACCCAAUAUGGCGGAAAAAUUUUUAAAUUGACUCAAUAUUUUCAAAAUUUAGUUUUAGGGGGUUUUUGGGGUUGCUGAAUUCAAAUUUGACCUUAAAUUUGGAUUCAGCGACACCAAAACCCCCCGAGUACCAAAUUUUGAACGAAUCGAAUCAACUUUAAAUUUUUUCCGCCAUAUUGGGUCCGCCAUUUUGAAUUUUUCAAAUCUGACCUUAAUUUUGGAUUCAGCCAACCCAAAAACUUUUUUAAUAGUAUGAUAUGAUAUUUUUUUGGGAAACUUUUUUUUAACCGUUUUAGGCCCACAAACGAUUUUUCUACUUAACUGCGAAGGGGUUAAUUAAAUUGUUGAGACUGCUACGAAAUGUAAUUUUAAAAAAAUUCCUAGAAUGGCAGAUAUAUAAAAUACUGAAAAUAGUUUAUAAGUUUUCUUAAAUUUCACAGAAAAAUUUAUUUAAUAAAAAAAAUGACUGAAUAUGGUAUCUCUAUGAAUUUUAAGAUUUAUAAAUCAAAAUUUUGGAGAAAAAUAUUCAAAUUUAUAGAGAAGUCACAAUUAGAGUAUUAUUCUGGAUAAAAGUCACUUCAGUAUCAACUAUUCUUUACACUGUUAAAAAUAUUCCUAAAAUAAAUUUCAUAAAAAAGAAAUUUUUAAAGAAAUUUAAUUUUUAAAAUUAAAAAAAAAUCGUAAAAAAAAGAAAUUUUUUUUUUUAAUUUAAUUUGAAAAAUAAACACGAACAAGCGUCAAAAAUUGAAAUUAAUAUCAAAUUACGCUUAGUGCGCAUUCAACACGUGAAAUUAUAUAUUUAUUUAUUUAUUUAUUUAUUUACAGUAUAAACAAAUCAAGUACAAAAGAAAAUUUGUAAAAUCGAAAUAUUCUUUAUUCUAUAUAUAUAUUCAUUUUUUAAAUACUUCGAAAUAAAAAUUAAAUUAUAUUAGAGAAAAUAUAUAAUGAAAAAUAUUUCUAUCAGUGUAAAUCGCAUUUACUGAGCCUGAAAUAAUAUCGGCAAAGCAAUUACAAUUAAUAAUAAUUAUUACCAUAGAAAUGUAUAUUAAUCAUCUUUGUUUGAUUUCUUGUUUAAAUAUAAUUUGAAUACAAAAUUUGAAAUUUCUCAACAAACAGAAAAUUAUAUAUAUAUACAUAAAUCUAGCGUAAAUUAUGCUCUGCUAAAAAAAGUUCAAAAAAUAUAAAGCAGCGAAAUUAUAAUUUCAAUAAGGUUUUACAGAAAAAAAAAGUUUAUGCAAUGAAAAUACAGGUAAUUUUUUUAGAGGAAUUUUUAUUAUUAAUUUUAAAUAUACUAUAAUUACACAAAUAUUC